AUGGAACAUAAUGAGUUGACAUUAAGUUUCCAUAACCUUAUUAAGAGAGAUGAAGAACUAUACAGUUAUACAAACUACGCGAUGGCAACACCAACCCCUACGACCCCGGGCGACUGCUUACCGGGAAUAUUUCAGCAACUGGACUCAUUGGCCACUUGCGUUGACUCAGACUUUGACGAGAGUCUUGCCGUACCAGAGUCCCUUUCGGUGAUCGAAGUGGACAAAGUUGGGAAUAAAGAAGAGAUCGAUGCGAAUACCCCACAUGCGAGCGUACCUUUCAAAGCCAUCCACAAUCCCCCCAUAAAAUUCAACUCGGUGCAUCGAAAAGUAUUUAUACCAGGCGUUGAAAUAAAGGUCAGAUUUAUAGAAAACGAAAGGAGCGUCACUACGCAUCUGCUCAAUCCCAAUUUAUAUACAAUCUCUCUCCAACAUGGCGAAUUCACGUGGACGAUUAAAAGGAGAUACAAACAUAUAUUGUACCUGCACCAACAGUUAACUUUGUACCGAGCGUCUCUCGACAUACCAUUUCCAACAAAAACGCACAAAUGCAGAAGAGCAAGCUUAAAAAACACAGUGAAUACCGAGGAAAUGGCCGAGAAAAUAGCAUUAGAAGCUGUACCGAGGAACAAUCCAAAAAAAAGAGAGGGGAGGACGAGAAAGAGGAAAGGCGCCUUACCUAGGUUUCCAAAGAAACCAGAGGUUAUGAUCACCUAUGAAGGCAUACAAUUGAGGAUGAAACAACUGGAAGAGUAUCUCUUCAACCUGCUUAAUAUUUCCAUUUACAGAAACCACCAUGAAACGGUAAAGUUCCUGGAAGUGUCCAACAUAUCUUUCAUAUCGGAGCUGGGCUCCAAAGGCAAGGAAGGCAUGAUACAGAAACGCACGGGUUCCACGCAGCCUGGUCAGGCCGGUUGCAAUUGUUUUGGACUACUGGGCACAAUGGUCUGUGUCAGAUGCCACUACUGCUGCACGGGGCUCGUGUGCGCCAAAUGGCAGGAGCGGUGGCUGUUCGUUAAAGACACGUUCUUCGGAUACAUUCGGCCGACAGAUGGCACCAUAAAAGCAAUUAUGCUGUUCGACCAAGGUUUUGAAGUAUCAAGUGGAAUGUACUCCACGGGGCUAAACCACGGCCUUCAAAUAUUGAAUCAAAGUCGACAAAUGGUAAUCAAAUGUUGGACAAAGCGAAAAAGCAGAGAAUGGAUUAGUUUCCUUAAAACUGUAGCGAAUCAGUCAGCGCGUGACUUCACGUUCCCGAACGUGCACCAUUCGUUCGCGCCGCCGCGGGCCGGCACCGGCGCCUGCGCGCUGGUGGACGGCUGCGCGUACUUGUCCGCGGUGGCCGACGCCAUGGAGCUGGCGAAGGAGGAGAUCUUCAUCGCCGACUGGUGGCUCAGCCCCGAGUUGUACAUGAAGAGACCCACCCUCAACGGAAACUACUGGCGGCUCGACUGCAUCUUAAAGCGGAAGGCGGCGCAGGGCGUGAAGGUGUUUGUGAUGCUGUACAAGGAGGUCGAAAUGGCACUCGGCAUCAACAGCUACUACAGCAAGGCCAUUUUAACUAGGAAAAAUGAAAAUAUUAAAGUCUUUCGACACCCAGACCACGCGAAAGCUGGUGUGCUGUUCUGGGCCCAUCACGAGAAGAUCGUAUGUGUGGAUCAGACUGUCGCUUUUGUCGGUGGAAUCGACAUGUGCUAUGGCCGAUGGGAUGACCAUAAACAUAGAUUGACAGAUCUAGGUAACAUAGCUCAAUCAAAGACGUCAAUAAGGACUAAGAAAAAAACGUCUAGUUCCCCAGGCGGCGGGAUUUAUGUGCCGCAAGGCAACGGAUUCGAUGCUGCACUGGAAUUAGCUAAGAGUUCCAGGGACAUCGUUAUGGGGCUCAAUGAGCCGUUACAAGACAACGUGACCGAAACUGAAGAACCAGACGAACAGUCACAAACCGAAAUAGAAAAGCCACCGGAGAACUUACCAGUUUUAGAACCAGGCGACCAGCUACUAAUAACCUCGACUAAACAAGUGGACGACUCACAACUCGAUGGGCCGGACAACCAAAAGAGAAAUGUACUAAAUAAAAUCACGGACAGAGGGAAAGACAUAAUUAGCAUGAUUUACCCCCCUUUUGAGGAAGAGAGGAAUGAGCAGAAGUUUGAUGAUUCCGAACGGAAGAAAGCGGAAAAGUAUGCGUUAUCAAAUAAUCAAGUUCUUCUAACUGACGUUCUAGGAAUUAAAACAAAUAAAGCAGUGAGCCAACCCCCUCCAUUAGCACAAGUGGUGGAGGGAAGGGUUAUAACUGAGAGUACAAAAGAGGCUUUGGAGGGGAUAGAGGGGAAUUCAAAGCUGUGGAUUGGGAAGGAUUACACGAAUUUCAUUGUGAAGGACUUUAAUAACUUAGAUCUGCCUUUUAUAGACUUAGUGGACAGGAACACAACGCCGAGAAUGCCUUGGCAUGACGUCGGUGUUCUUGUACAAGGCGCAGCCGCUAGAGACGUGGCUCGACAUUUUAUACAGAGAUGGAAUGCUAUCAAAUUGGAAAAAUAUAGACAAAACGCAAACUAUCCGUACCUUCUGCCAAAAACAUACAGUGAAAUAAAGCCUCUGCAAGACCUUGAAGAAACUCUGAACAUUGAUAUGAAAACUGUGUCGUGUCAGGUGCUGCGCAGUGUGUCUUGCUGGUCGUGUGGCUUCCUGGACCCGGACACCGUGGAGCAGAGUAUACACGAGGCGUACGUCGACACCAUCACGAGAGCCCAGCACUACAUCUACAUAGAGAACCAGUUUUUCAUCACCCUGUCCCGGACUAACGUGUCAGUGAGGAAUCAGAUAGGGGAGGCGUUGUUCAACCGCAUCAUGCGCGCGCACCGCGGCGGGCAGCGGCUGCGUGUGUUCGUGGUGAUGCCGCUGCUGCCCGGCUUCGAGGGCGAGGUGGGCGCGCCCUCGGGCACCUCGCUGCACGCCGUCACGCACUGGAACUACCAGAGCAUCUGCAGGAGCCGUGAAGCUAUACUAACGCGUUUAUACGAAGCGGGUAUUUCAGACCCGUCGGAGUAUAUAACGUUCCACGGGCUUCGUACACACUCGCAACUCGACGGCGAACCGAUCACCGAACUUAUUUACGUCCAUUCGAAGUUGUUGAUCGCUGAUGACAAAACGGUGAUAUGCGGCAGUGCCAACAUCAACGACAGGUCUAUGAUCGGGAAGAGGGACUCCGAAAUCGCUGUUCUAAUCCAGGACGAGCAGUUUGACGACGGUACUUUGAACGGGCAGGCGUUCCCUUGCGGUCGGUUUGCGGGGACGCUUCGUAAGCGACUGUUCCGCGAACACCUGGGCUACAUGGACACCGAUCCCGCUCGUUACGGCUUGAUUUUGGAUGAUCCUUGCAGUGAACAGUUCUAUAGAGAUGUGUGGAAGGCCACAUCCACGCAGAACACCCAAAUCUACGAGGAGGUAUUUCACACAAUACCAACGGACGCGGUGCACUCUUUCGCCGAACUGAAACGUUAUCAAGAGGAACACAGCGAAACUCUUUGGCGCAAAGAUCCUGUUCAAGCAAACAGAAAAAUAGACCUUAUUCAAGGGUAUUUAGUCGAUUUGCCGCUGGAUUUCCUGUGCAACGAAGUGCUAACCCCGAGGAAUACCUCCAUGGAGGGUAUGAUGCCCACAGCGUUGUGGACAUGA
Parnassius mnemosyne (clouded apollo) is the source of this 3675-nucleotide messenger RNA. Lineage: Eukaryota; Metazoa; Arthropoda; Insecta; Lepidoptera; Papilionidae. The record is from the annotation of a GenBank genome assembly.